CUCGGAAGUGACGUAAAACUGAGACGCGGUCUCCUGCUGUGGCCACUCGGCGCCUUAAGGGAGGUUUAGAUCGGUUCGAAGAGGGCGGGCUUUCUCCCGAUGGUUUUAGCAAAAGGAUCAUGACGGGAAAGAAAUCUUCCCGGGAGAAGCGGCGUAAAAGAAGCAGUCAGGAGGCUGCGGCUACGCUCGCAGCGCCGGACCUGGGACCCACCCUCGCCAGCAGUGGCAAUGGGAGCUUCAGUGGCUGCGGGAGCUUCACCUGCUGUGGGAACACGGGGAGCGUCGCUGGCGCUGGGAGCGGUGGGGAGCGCAGCGAGCGCCGGAAGCGGAGGAGCACUGAUUCAUCUUCCAGUGUUUCGGGCUCCAUGCAACAGGAACCCAAAUAUCUUUUACCAACUUUGGAGAAAGAAUUAUUUUUGGCAGACAACAGUGACCUUGAAGAAGGUGGUAUGGACCUGACCGUGUCAUUAAAACCAGUUAGUUUCUAUAUAUCAGACAAGAAAGAAAUGCUUCAGCAGUGUUUCUGUAUCAUAGGAGAGAAGAAGUUACAGAAAAUGCUUCCUGAUGUGUUAAAGAACUGUUCAAUAGAAGAAAUUAAAAAACUGUGCCAAGAACAGUUAGAGCUCCUGUCUGAAAAAAAAAUCUUGAAGAUUCUUGAGGGUGACACUGCCGUGGACUCCGAUGUGGAAGAGGAGGCAGAUGAUGGCUCUAAGGUGGCAUCCGACCUAGUCAGUCAACAAGAUAUCUGUGUAGAUUCUACUUCAUCCCUGAGAGAGAACAAGCAACCUGAAGGUUUGGAAGUAAAACAAGGCAAAGGGGAAGAUAGUGAUGUACUCAGUAUAAAUGCAGAUGCUUACGACAGUGACAUUGAAGGCCCAUGCAAUGAAGAAGCAGCUGCUCCAGAGAUUCCAGAAAAUACAGUCCAAAGUGAAGCUGGUCAGAUAGAUGACCUGGAGAAAGACAUUGAGAAAAGUGUGAAUGAGAUUCUGGGACUGGCAGAGUCUAGUCCAACAGAACCCAAAGCAGCCACCUUAACUGUUCCUCCACCAGAAGAUGUUCAGCCUUCUGCACAACAGCUGGAGCUGCUAGAACUUGAGAUGAGGGCGAGAGCUAUUAAAGCCCUAAUGAAAGCUGGUGAUAUAAAAAAGCCAACCUAGUUAUUUAACUUGAACCUGAAUUUUUGGUGUGUUUGAACAAAGCCACAUAAUAUAAUUUUGUAUCUAAUGUUUAUUUUGAGUCUUACGUGAUAUUUCUCAUAUAACCCAUAUUAGAUGAUACAGCUGUUUUCAUUGACUUGACUUUUAUAUUAUAUGUGUGUUACUUACUGUUUUAUGAGUUCAUGGCAAAUACCAUUGGAUAAUCGGAUACUUUAUUAUAUAAACUGCAGAUUAGUAUCUGAAAAGCCAUUAGCAAAGAGUCCUGGUAAAUUUUUUUUUUAAUUUUUAAAUGUUUGGGCACCAAAUUUAAAAGGCUAAGAAAAAUUGACAAAGCACGUUACUCUUAAGGUACCUAUAUUUAGCAGUGAAAUAUUAAAUUAUUGCUCCAAAAUUUGUUAACAAUGUAAGAAAUUUAGUUUUGCUUAUAUGCACUUUGAAAAUAUGAAUUGUCUUGAAGAUGCAUACCUUAUAUGUUUGUGGAUUUACUAGUAAAAACCAAGUAACUUUUUUACUAUAAGAUUUAGAGAUCUGAAAUGGCUGGGGAAAAAAACUUAGAAAAUAGCCUUAAUAUAAGGUAGUUUUUAACAAUGUAGAGUAUUUGCCCAACUUUAAUUCCAGCAGACAAGCCAUUCUAACAGGCAUUUGAUAUUAUUGGACACUUUGUUCAAGUGUUUUUCUUCACUAAAAAGGGAACACAUUUUCAUUUUCAUUCCAAGCUAUCAGGAGAAGGAGAAUAUUUUAUCAUGCCAGCUUUCAUCUAGUGUAUUUGCCUGAAGAUCUGAUGCACUAAAAUUCCAUGAAUUAAAAAUAAUAAAGAUUGUCAUUCUGGAUUUGAAAACUUUUGGUACAUUUCGAAAAGCAAAAUUAAUUUCAGGAAGCUUUGUUAAGUUGAUGUUAUAAUCUGGUUUUGUAUAGUUUUUGUAAAUAACAUCUUGCCACAAUUAUGGAUGCUUUUUGCCCCAUCACUAAUUGUAGUUGUUUGAUAACAAAAUAAAUUUAGGUAGAGAUCCUUAACUUAAAAUAAAUUUUUUCUCUAAAAU
This is a messenger RNA of Artibeus jamaicensis (Jamaican fruit-eating bat), 2197 nucleotides long. RefSeq names its product caspase activity and apoptosis inhibitor 1 (gene CAAP1). The record is from RefSeq and is a predicted model, not a curated record. Lineage: Eukaryota; Metazoa; Chordata; Mammalia; Chiroptera; Phyllostomidae. The transcript is spliced from 6 exons. Bases 120 to 1157 code for a protein of 345 amino acids.